Molecule: messenger RNA, 303 nt
Organism: Mycotypha africana
Lineage: Eukaryota; Fungi; Mucoromycota; Mucoromycetes; Mucorales; Mycotyphaceae
Product: bola protein
Exons: 3
Coding region: 1-303 (100 amino acids)
Source: RefSeq, a predicted model, not a curated record
AUGUUCUUUUCAAGAUUAGCGCGAUCAUCUGUUCUCAAAAGGGCUUAUUCUUCCACCGGCGCGGAGACCAACAUGACAGCACGUGAAAAGGCCAUCCAUUCGAAACUUACAGCAGCUCUUUCGCCUCAUAAGCUUCGUGUAGUAGAUAUUUCAGGCGGUUGCGGUUCGAUGUAUGCUAUUGAUAUUGCAAGUAAACAAUUUGAAGGUUCAACCAUAAUCAAACAGCAUAGAUUGGUGAAUGAUAUCUUGAAGGAUGAAAUUAAGGAAAUGCAUGGUAUACAGCUACGAACUUCUGCUAAAUAA